Arabidopsis thaliana (thale cress) is the source of this 1672-nucleotide messenger RNA. Its product is annotated as S-adenosyl-L-methionine-dependent methyltransferases superfamily protein. The record is from RefSeq and is marked reviewed. Lineage: Eukaryota; Viridiplantae; Streptophyta; Magnoliopsida; Brassicales; Brassicaceae. Gene Ontology annotation, molecular function: methyltransferase activity. The transcript has 2 exons. Bases 178 to 1380 code for a protein of 400 amino acids.
CUUCAUUAAUAAAAACAACUUUCAAAGAUUUCCAUGAUCCAUAUGUCUUGUCAAUAAUUCAUGUAUUCCUAAAGAUCUUAUUUUUUCACCCCUUUUGUGUUUAUAUAUAUGUACCCCAAUGUCGAUAUUCAUGAUUACAUCUGAUCAAAUCAAAUUGUGAUAUUUAGAGACUCUCUCAUGGGUGUUGUUAGCAUGAAGGGUGGAGAUGGAGAACACAGUUAUGCAAAUAAUUCCGAGGCGCAGAAAAGUAUUACUUCUGAUGCAAAACCGGAGGUGAUGAAAAGCGUAAACGAAAUGAUAGUGAAAAUGGAUUUUCCUGGUUGCAUCAAAGUGGCUGACUUGGGAUGCUCUUCCGGAGAAAAUACAUUCUUGGUUAUGUCCGAAAUCGUUAACACAAUCAUUACAACAUACCAACAAAAUGGUCAAAAUCUACCGGAGAUCGAUUGUUGCCUGAACGAUCUUCCAGAGAACGACUUCAACACAACUUUCAAGUUGAUCCCUUCCUUCCACGAGAAGCUGAAGAUGAAUGUUAAAGGAAAUUGCUAUGUCUCAGGAUGCCCAGGCUCAUUCUACACAAGGCUUUUCCCAAGCAAAUCUCUUCAUUUUGUCCAUUCAUCUUUUUGUCUCCAUUGGCUUUCUAAAGUUCCUGAUGGGCUUGAGGAAAAUAAGAAGAACGUGUAUCUUAGAAGUCCAUGCCCUCCAAAUUUGUACGAGAGUUAUUGGAAUCAGUUUAAGAAAGAUUUCUCAAUGUUUCUAAGAAUGCGUGCGGAAGAGACAAUGCCUAGUGGACGCAUGGCUCUCACUUUAGUUGGCAGAAAAACUUUGGACCCUUUAUCCAAAGAGUGUUUCAAAGAUUGGUCGUUGGUUUCUGAUUCCCUCCUCGAUUUGGUGUCUGAGGUACUUACUACAGUCACACUUCUUAAUUUUUUUGGUAACCUAAAAGUUCUGAUCGUAGUUAUAAUAAUAUACUGGAGGAGUAUUUUGAGUGUGCAGGGAGUUGUGAAGGAAUCAGAUUUGGAAUCUUUCAACUUGCCGUAUUACAGUCCUGAUGAAAGUGAGGUGAAGGAAGUUAUCGAGAACGAGGGCUCAUUCGAGAUCAAAAAUUUUGAGACAAUAUUUGGACUUCUCUUUUCAUACAAAACUGGUCAUAGUGAAGUGAAAGAUGAUGAUGAUGAUGUGGACCAUUCACGUCGAUUUGAAGUGGUUAAAACGAGGGCUAAUAUGACAAGAUCCAUCAUUGAACCGAUGCUUGUUGCUCAUUUUGGAGAAGCCAUUAUUGAUCGGCUCUUUGACAAGUAUAUAUAUCAUGCAUGUCAACGUUACGAUACCUUGCGCAACAAACCAACCGUUAAUUUCUUUGUUUCGUUGACUAGGAAGUGAUGGAUCGUCGCUCUAUUGCUGCCAAUAAUUGAUGAAAAAUAAAGGAUAAUAAUGAUCCUUGGUGAUGACUGGCUACCCCAGCCAAUAUUAAUAUGUUAUUUAUUGUGCCUUUAAUUUCCCUGUUAUGUAUUGGUGUGCUUUGAAUGUGUUUGAAUUUCAUUAUCUGUCUCAAUAAAACCAGCUACAUCCAUUUAUUUCGUAAGGACUCAAUUUUAUCACCCCCUUGUAUGAAAACGUUUUUUUUUUCCGAUGUAUCAAAUUAUUUUUAGAUAUAUUAUAAGUUGUGUUUGAA